Messenger RNA from Aegilops tauschii subsp. strangulata, 1690 nucleotides. Its product is annotated as protein DJ-1 homolog A. Lineage: Eukaryota; Viridiplantae; Streptophyta; Magnoliopsida; Poales; Poaceae. Gene Ontology annotation, cellular component: cytoplasm. The record is from RefSeq and is a predicted model, not a curated record. Gene Ontology annotation, biological process: glyoxal metabolic process.
GUUUAUUCAUCCUCGUGGGAAGCAAGCGGUGAAAAAGAGAGAAGAGACCGUCGAGAUCUGCCAGUGCCGGCCAGCAAAGCGAGCGCCGAUGGCCGCCGUCGCCCCCGCGCCGGAGGACCGCGUGGCCGCCGACGCCGUCAAGCUCGUGGCCGCCCACGUGGAAGACGACGAGCAGCGAGGGGGCUGCUGCUGCUGCUGCGGUGCCGCGCCUUCGUCUGUGGCGAGGCGAGCCACGUCCUGGUGCCGCCGGAAGCUCGCCUCGCGCCCCGUGGUCCUCGGCGGACCGACCGAGCCAGGGGCCAAGCGGGUGCUCGUGGCGGUGGCCGCCGGCACGGAGCCGCUGGAGGCGGCCGCCGCGGCCGACAUCCUCGACCGCGCCGGCGCCAGGGUCACCGUCGCCACCGCGUCCGAGGGCCUCGUGGUGGAGGCCGGCCAUGGGGUCAGGUUCGCCGCGGACGGCAGAGUCGCCGGCCUGGAAGCAGAGGAGUUCGACCUCAUCGUCCUGCCGGGAGGUAUGAAAGGAUCAGCCAACCUUGGGGACUGCAAGCAGCUGGAGAAAAUGGUCAGGAAGCACACGCAGUCGGGGCGCCUGUGCGCCGCCAUCGGCGCGGCGCCGGCGAUGGUGCUGGCCCGGUGGGGCGUGCUCAAGGGCUUCACGGCGACCUGCCAUCCGGCCCUGCUGGGGCGGCUGGGCGACGACGACGGGGUGAUCGCCGUGGAUGACAGGGUGGUGAAGGACAGGAACGUGGUGACCAGCCAGGGCGUCGGGACGGCGAUCGAGUUCGCGCUCGAACUGGUGGAGCAGCUCUACGGCGAACUCAAGGCACACGAGGUCGCCGGACCUUUGUAUAUGCGGCCCCAGCAAGGAGGCAAGUAUAGCAUCCAAGAGUAUAAUCAGAUCCAAUGGAAAUGCACGGGCACACCACGGGUUCUUGUGCCGGUUGCCAACGGCUCGGAGGAGAUGGAGGCUCUCAACCUGAUCGAUGUCCUGCGCAGGGCAGGCGCACGCGUCACGGUCGCGUCGGUCGAGGACACGCCACGCAUCUUGACCCGCCAUUACAAGCUCAAUCUAAUCGCUGAUGUGAUGCUUGAACAGGCUGCUGAAAUGGAGUUCGACCUCAUCGUCAUGCCGGGUGGUCUUCCAGGUGCUCUCAAGUUCACUAGCAGUGAGAAACUUGUGGGCAUGCUGAAGAAACAGGCGGAAUCUGGUAGACCCUAUGGUGCAAUAUGCGCUUCCCCUGCUUACGUCCUCGAGCCACACGGAUUACUCAAGGGUAAGAAAGCAACAUCAUUUCCACCCAUGGCGCACCUGCUUACAGACCAGAGCGCGUGUGAAUACAGGGUCGUCGUCGACGGUAACCUUAUCACGAGCAGAGCGCCAGGGACCGCCACAGAGUUCGCCCUAGCCAUCGUCGAGAAGCUAUUUGGUGAGGAGAAAGCGGUCGCAUUAGCCAAGGAGUUGGUUUUUAUGUGACAACGUGCAUCGUUGAGGCUGGGAAUGCCCAUUUUACAUGGCUAAUAUGGGGCUCUAUCUAGGUUGGUCGCUUGUUGAUUAUGUAUAAGCUAUAGGUACACAUAUUAAACAAUCCCGUCUGAUAUAUCUGAUGAAUGUCAGUUUGAAGAUCUUUAAUAAGGUUGACAUGGACUGCAAAGCAGCUAUUGUUCAUAAUGGAAUUACAACUCAGAUGCA